AUGCUGAUUCAUUCAAACAAAUUUCCUGGCCUCCCUUUCAAACCUCGUAAUGUAUUGCACUCUAUUUCCAUGCUUUCCUCUCUGACAAUUCCGUCCCCAACCAGCCAUACAAGGCCAGAAUCAGUAGUUGAUGAAACCGUCCACCGUACAUCAACUUUGAUCGAACAACCCAACUGGGAACGAAACAGGCACCUUAAAUCGUUGGUUUCUCACAUGACCCCUCAAGCAGCUUUUAAGGUCAUAGCACUUCAGAGCAGCAAUAUCGAACUCGGUGUUCAAUUUUUCAAAUGGUUGAUGGGUGCACUUGACAAUCUGCGCAAGAUUGGUUUUCGGCUUAAUUACCCUUGUUAUAGCGUUCUAUUGGCAUGCCUAGCUAAAUUGAAUAUGGGUUUAUCAUCAUUUUCGGUUUAUAGAAGAAUGGUAGAUGAUGGGUUUGCUCUUGGUGUUAUUGAUUACCAGACUGUAAUAAAUGCUUUAUGCAAGAAUGGGUUUGUACAAGCUGCUGAAAUGUUCUUUUCAAGAGUUUUGAAACUUGGGUUUUUGUUGGAUACUCAUAUCUGUACCUCUUUGGUGCUGGGUAAUUGCAGGGUUGGUGAUCUCAAUGAGGCCUUUCUAGUGUUUGAGAAAAUGUCUAAAGAGGAUGGUUGUGGUGCCAAUAGUGUUACUUACUCAGUGCUUAUACAUGGUCUAUGUGAAGAUGGUAGGCUUGAUGAAGCGUUUUGGCUAAAGGAAGAGAUGAAUGAAAAGGGUUGCCACCCAAGUACUCAUACCUACACUGUACUGAUUAAAGCUCUUUGUGAUGUAGGAUCCACUGAUAAGGCUUUUGGUUUGCUUGAUGAGAUGGUCAAGAAGGGAUGUAAACCAAAUAUUCACACUUAUACAGUAUUGAUGGAUAGGCUAUGUAGAGAAGGUAGGAUUGAGGAGGCUAAUGGAAUGUUCAGAAAAAUGUUAGAUGAUGGAUUGGUUCCUGCCACAGUAACGUAUAAUGCACUGAUUAAUGGUUACUGCAAAGAAGGUAAAGUAGUUUCUGCUUUUGAGCUUCUUGGCGUGAUGGAAAGGAGUAAUUGCAAGCCCAAUAUCCGUACUUUCAAUGAGCUUAUACAAGGGUUAUGUAAAGUCAAUAAACCUCACAAAGCAAUGGAACUGUUGAGAAGGAUAGUUGACACUGGGUUAUUCCCCAAUGAAGUAACCUACAAUAUUCUGGUUGAUGGGUUUAGCAAGGCAGGCCAACUCGACAUGGCUUUCAGAGUAUUUAAUUCAAUGAACUCCCUUGGUCUUGAACCUGAUGGUUUUACUUACACUGCAUUAAUUGAUGGGCUCGGUAAAGAAGGGAGACCAGAGCAAGCACAUGGGAUCUUGGGUUUGAUGGUGAAGAAGGGAAUAUUCCCAGAUGAAGUAACAUUUACAGCUCUUAUUGAUGGAUAUUGCAAGACAGGUAAAACUGCAAAUGCCUUUAUGCUUUUUGAGAGAAUGGUCAAGAACAGGUGUUUGACUACACCUCACGCAUUCAACUCAUGUCUUGAUGUUCUCAGCAAAGAAAAUAAGGUGAAUGAACAAAAUACAAUGUUUGGAAUGAUGCUAAAGUACGGCCUAAUUCCUUCUGUGGUAACUUACACCAUAUUGAUUGAUGGGCUUUGCCGAGCAGGUGAUACUAUCCACUCCUUGAACGUUUUAGAUCUUAUGAAGCAGGCGAAUUGUCUCCCAAAUGUNAAUUUUUCAAAUGGGUAUGCAAGCAAUCGACAUACUGCUAUGAAUUAG
Ilex paraguariensis (yerba mate) is the source of this 1758-nucleotide messenger RNA. The record is from the annotation of a GenBank genome assembly. NCBI's taxonomy places the organism in Eukaryota, Viridiplantae, Streptophyta, Magnoliopsida, Aquifoliales, Aquifoliaceae.